AGUUAGACACAGAUGUAUAAUCAGAAAACUAAUAUCUAGUUAUUUAUCCAUGUAAUAAUUGGUCAGCAAAGUUAAAAUAACUGUUCAUUUGUUAAAUUAAAUUGUUUCUAAUAGGCUCAGUUGUUUAAACAACUCUUAUAACGCGGACAGUGACAGCCCCUUUAUUUUUAAUUUCACUACAUUCAUUAGCAUAUAAGCUAAUUUAGUGUGAUUUUAAAAGGCGGGCUAUUUAACACUUUAACGCAAACAAACCGUCAGUCGUUGACAUAUUGAUAUAAAAAUGUCAACCUUUUCAACAAGGGAAGAUGGAAUGCAGGAGAAGCCAGAGUUUUCAUUAAGCAAGGCGGUGGAGGAUGUGAGCCAACACGGCUUUGCCCAGACUGAAGUCCUGAAGGAGAAACAGAAGACACUCCAGUCCCUGCAGGCCACUCUUUCAGAGAUUGAGAAAAAAGGUGCGACAUCAGAGCUGGAGCUGAGAUCUAGCGUGAGGGAAUUCCUGAUGCUGGAGGGCGAGAUGGAGCACCUGGAGCAGCAGAUAAAAGUCCUGCAUGAUGACUGUUCCUACAUCAGAAAGGAAAACACAGGGCUACAGAUGAAUAUAAACGAGGUGGACGAGAACGCUUGUCUGGCAUUGGUAAAGUUCAAAACUUAUAUCAACAAGAUGGAGGGUCACAGAGCGGCUGUUGUGCAUGCGGCGAGCCAGACGGAGGCCUAUAAAGAGCUGGAGGAGAAGAGGGCGCUGGUUAGGAUGCUGACACAGAAGAAAAAGGAGAUGAAAGAAGAUUUAGAGUAUCCAAAUGGAAACCCAGUGCACAGGGCAAUGAUUGGCACUAUAACGGAGGAGAUCUCUGUGAUGAGUGAGACUAUAGCGAAGAAAAGAGAGCAAGUGCAGAAAGAGUUAGAGACUCAAGCCAAGAUAAGGAAAGACAUAGAGAUCCAGAACAGACGCUAUGAAGCCAUUCUCAAGCGCCUCGCCUGCCAACUGAGCAAGGCCCAGGCUGUCCACAGGCAAAUGUCUGAAGAAGUCUACCAAAUGGAGAGACAGCUAGCCCGGCUCAGAGAGCAGCUGAAGUCCACUCAGGAUGGUUUGGCCAGUGGACAUUAAACUGUGUGUCAGUCAGGCUUGUUUAAACUGGAUAAACAUCAGUAAUGAUACCACGUUAUAUUGGAUUGUUUUGUUCUUAGAUUGAGUAAAAGCCUGUAGUUAUUAUUGGUGUGUUUGUUCAAGGGUGUUGCUGUUACUUCAUUUGAACAGCUGGGGGCAGCAGUGUCAACUAAAUGUCUAACUGUGUUUCACUCCAUCACAAAAUCCUGUUACAGUAGUUUGAUAUUAACAUGCCUGUUAUUGCCUAACUUGUAACUUUAAAUGUACACGUUUUUUCAUAAAGAAAACAGUCAAACUAUGAUUUUUUUUUUGUUCCACAUUGCUUGAUUUCCUUUAAAAGCAGGACGCUUUCCUGCAGCUGUUCUGAGCUUAAACCGGGGUUAGCAUCGGCCGUGCGUGGGAUGGGAUUUUAGGUCGUGUGCUGACAGUUAAUCGGUUUGUCCACUCAGUGUCCACAACAGCAACCCAUACAGAACAGAAGCCAAGUGUCUGCUCUAACUGUCAAUGCCGUGGUGUUGUUUUGGUACACGCUGUUCCAGCUUCCGCUUCACUGGGUGGCUUGAUGCUCUGCGAGGUGACAGUCCCACUGCCCGCUAACAAGGGUGUGACUGUGCCACUUCAGUCGAAACUCCAAACUAACUGCCUUCUCACUAAACCUGUAUGUACAAUUAAGAAUGAGAUAUUAUUGAUGCUUCUUUUGCAUCCACAGAGAUUAUGUGUGUGUGGACCAAACCUCCACAACUCACCUGGCAAUUAUAAAUAACACUAUUUUAAAGACAAAUUGAUACAUAUAUUGACAUUUAAAAACAAUUAUUCCAGGUAAUGU
This is a messenger RNA of Centropristis striata (black sea bass), 1931 nucleotides long. Its product is annotated as coiled-coil domain-containing protein 122-like. Lineage: Eukaryota; Metazoa; Chordata; Actinopteri; Perciformes; Serranidae. The record is from RefSeq and is a predicted model, not a curated record. The transcript is spliced from 6 exons. The coding region runs from base 281 to 1105 and encodes 274 amino acids.